CGCUCGCUCCUCUGACGUCAUAGUUCAAAGGGUAAACGCUACGGAAACUGCCUCCACAUGAGAAUAGUGGUUAGGUUAAUUUCAGAUGUGCUUUUAAAUUAAUACCGACGUGCAUCGACAUGGGGAAGCGUAAGAAGCGCAAUAGUAACAACUGUGGGGAGGUGGCUGACAAAACAGCAAAGCAGCCGAGUGCGAAGAAACGGGAUGGUGAAGCUAAAAGAGACGCCAACCAAGGGGACCACCUUGAGCACAUCCCCUUCAAGCUGCAGGAGCUCUUGAAGAGCAAGGAGAGGAUGGAAAAUAGCUCUUUGACAGCAAAAAAAUUACGAGACGUUUUCGUUCUUCAUAGGAAACCAGAGAAGUCCACGGUCGGCGACAUUGCCAUCCCACGUUUCAAGCAAGGGAAGCGGGAAAGUGAGCUUCAGUUCAAUCAACGCAUGGAGAUGGAGUCAAAGCACGUCCUCUUCCUCACCAACAAUCAGGUGGAGAGGAAACCCGAGCUAAAUGAAGACAAACAGGAGAAGCCUGCCAACGGUGGAAAGUCAGACAAAAUGAAAGCGUACGACAAACUGAAAUUACAGAAACGACAGCGGAAAAAGUUGGAGCGACAGGAGGUCCGGAUGGAAAAGGAAAUGUUCCAAGAUGACAUUGCUUUUGGCGAGGUUUCAACAGAGCCGCCUUCACUAACCAGCAAACCCAAGAAAGCGCUCAUCAAGCCUGGGACAGCUAAGGAGCUCCUCCUCAACUCGCUCCUCGGCCACACAGCCACGCCUACGUCCGAGUCGUCUAUGGCCCGCCGGAGGAUGAUGGAGGAGGAAAGGCGGCGGGCGGUGCUGGCCUAUCGCCAGCUGAAGAAACAGCGGCAGCAGGAGGCCGGCAGCAGGAGGCCAGCACCAGCGGCGCUGCCAAAAGGUCUUGGUCCUGACAUUGUCGGCGGGUCGUGGGGCAAGGCUGCAGUUGCCGCGCAACCUGGAGGCAAACGACGAUACCACCCACGAGACAGGCUGGCCCAUUUGCCUCCUGGCUUUGUGCCCACCCAACAACCAUCAAGGCCGACUUCCCUCGCCAAAGAGGCCACUUUAUACCCAGUCUUGAACAAAUGAAUCUGCGUUGUUCUCCACUCAAAGUUAA
Syngnathus acus (greater pipefish) is the source of this 1131-nucleotide messenger RNA. RefSeq names its product coiled-coil domain containing 137 (gene ccdc137). The coding region runs from base 120 to 1103 and encodes 327 amino acids. NCBI's taxonomy places the organism in Eukaryota, Metazoa, Chordata, Actinopteri, Syngnathiformes, Syngnathidae. The transcript is spliced from 6 exons. The record is from RefSeq and is a predicted model, not a curated record.